Messenger RNA from Blepharisma stoltei, 3212 nucleotides. NCBI's taxonomy places the organism in Eukaryota, Ciliophora, Heterotrichea, Heterotrichida, Blepharismidae. The record is from the annotation of a GenBank genome assembly.
AUGAGUAAAUCAGAUGACGAAGAAAAUGUAUUUUAUAUAUAGAUUUCUACAAGGACAGUCGAAAUCAGAAGAGAAAUAGAGUUAUUAAAAAAGGUCCUCAUUAAAUCCUCAAACUCUCCUUUAGACUUAAUUUUGAAAAACACCAGUGAAAAACCUAACCAGCUCAAUGAGCGAAAAACUCUUCAGCAAGCUGAAAAUCUCCAAAUUUAUCUAAAUUCGUGCCGCAAAGGUCCAGAUAUUUAUGCACUGUUUUCACAAUGCUCACAGUCAUCAAGAAUUAAUAUACCAUUUAUAAUAGGUAAAAAUGGAGAUUUCGCCAAGGUCCUCGAUUUUCAUAUAAAAAUUAUUAAAUCCUUUGCCUUUAUAGAGUUUAUUUUGGAUAUAAAAAUCCCUGAAACUCUUUUAUACGUCCCAUCCCAAUCCUGCCCAGUUUUUUUGUGGAAUAAUUCCUUUGGAAAUAUUGCUUCCUAUAUCAAUGAUCAAGCAAUUGAUAAAUUUUUUGAUACUGUAGAAUAAAUUGAAACACAAAUAAAAUGGGCGCGACGUCGCCAACCUGUCAUCUUCGGAUCCGUUCAGAGAUUGGCACAUUGCUGCGCCUGAAGCGAAAGAGAUCAGUAAAGGAGAAUACUGGUACUGGGCAUUUGUGUUUUGUUAGGUUUUGUCUCCCUCGCCUGGCAAUUGAGAAAAUAGUUUUUUAUCUCUAGAGACUACUAAUUCCGACGGUAAAUACAUCCCGAUAUUAGCUAAAAACUUUAUCCUGCUGGAACUCAGUUACUGAAGCUAUAGCUGUGGGUGCCUAAUAUGUGCACUCCAAGGUUCCAAGGCAGAAUUAAGAGCCAUGCCGAAAGUCGAAGCAUAGUUAUCUUUGAUAGAAUGCGGACAAAUCCAGCAAAAUUGAACAAGUCAUCCCCAAAAGCUACUUUGGAUGUAUCAUUAAACAAGGAGAUCCUGAUCUUUAACCUAUCCUAAAAGCAGAACAAAUUGAAGUAAAAUCGCGAUAUAAAGUCCCUAAAUACAUACACAUUGCUAUGAAUGAUAAAAUCACCCUAUGCUACUCAGCAUUUGAAGCUCGCGAAGUUUUUGAGAAUUGCCCUCAUUAUAUGCACAGGCUACAAAGAUAUAUUCCUCCUACCACAAAUUUAGCCUCAAAAAUCCGAAUCCAUUGAUCAGGAUCUCGAAUUGAAGCAGUUUGUAGUAUUUCUAAUAAUAUUUCUCUAGGCAAGCUAGAAAGAAAAGGCAACCUCAGCUUUCAGCCAGUCAUGAAUAACCUAAAACAGACAAUUUCUUAUAGCUUUUCUAGCAAAAUUCUGCCUACCUCUUUCUCUAUGUCAAUGCCAUUCAAGCCGCUCCAUCAAAAACGGUCUUUAAAAGAGAAGCUAAAUAAGCCAAAAAAUCCGUUUAAAACUCAUAUUAUGGUGACUGAGCCUUGUGAGGCUGAAUCUCUGCAGAUAAAGCCAGGCUCUGAAACAUUGAUGACUGAAGAAAUCCACCCUGAUGAGGACUCCUUUUUAAGCAGCAAUAAUCAGAGGAGUUCAGCUGAGGAAAAUGCAGAUAUUGAAAAAUUUAUAGUAAAGUUUUCAGGAUUGCCGAAAUUAAAAAUUAUUUUUACACAUCAGCCGAUUCCUGAGCUAGUUAAAGCGGUUAAUGCGUUGGUGGCUGUUAUAAAUCAAUUAUUUUUGAGAAAAAAUAAUCAGUUGCAAGAACUAUUUGUGGAUUUUAUUAAAGAUUCUAACUUCCUCCCCUAUAAGCGAGUAAGUAAAACAAUUGGAGAUUCCAAUUAAAUUUUUAAAAAAAAUAAUUGAUAUAUAAAUGAUAAUUCUAUUAUAAAUUUUAUAAAUAAAUUAAUCCAAUAAAAUUUUGCGAAUUUUUAAGUUACAAAAAAAAAUUAACCCCUUUUACAAAUUUUUUUGUUCGCUGACGAGAGAGGAAGUAAUGAAAAAUGGGUUUUACUUUCAUGUAAAGGGUAUAAAAUAAUUGGCGACGAGCUUUCACGUGUACUCAAGCCGAAAUUUCUGCCGAAGCUUGAAAAUAUUAGGUCAAAAACCCAUAUAAAGAAGCCUUUUGCUAGAGAUUAUGAAAUUAACGUAUCGAAAAUUGAUGAUUUGAUCAUCCCUGAAAGGAAAAUAGGAAACGAUACUAUAAUUUAUGAUAAAAAUAUAGAGAUUUUGGCUCAUUCUUUUGAAGAGCAAGCUUCGAAGCUGGAUAAUUCUCCUAUUGGAAAUAUUCACCUUACUCCCCCUCCGUAAGUGGGGUUAAUUUAUUUUUUUAUUAUAAAUUUUGUUAAAAAAUUCCAAUCUGUGUUGAGAAGUAAAAAUUAAGUUAACUUGUAAAAUUAUUUUUAAAAUGCAAGCUGUUGAAAAUUAAACUGAAUUUUAAAGAUUUCAUUAUAAUAAUUAUCACUUAUAUAGCAAAUUUUGUUCCCUCAUAAAAAAAUUUUAUAUUAAAAAAAUUUUUGUUCACUCACAAUGGUUGAUUUUUACCCAAAAAUAAGAAUUUUUUCAAUGGUUUUGUUCGCUCACAGAGGGGUAGUUAAAGAAAUCCAGGAAUCAACCACAAAAUCAUACUUAGAGCAAAAAAAAUCAGACCAUUUAGGAAGGAUUCCUUGUAAUAUGAUAGGAAUUAUGCCACACAAAUUAGAUAAUCCUAUUACCAGCUUUAUAGAUAACCACAAAGAAGUGCCAAUAAAGCCUCUAAAACACAGAGAACGAUUUAAGCACUUAUAUUUAGUAGGCCUAGAAAACAAAAGAAUAGAUUUAGCAUCAAAGCAGCUUGACGAAAUCACAAAAAGUUUUGAUAAAAAACUAAAAGCAGCCCAAGAAGGCAGAAAAGACGCAAAUACAAUCACUGGGCUUGUGAAUUUUUUAAACAGCCAUGAAAAAUUAAUUGAAAAAUCUAUUCAAGAAUCUUAUGAAAAAUGCAAACAAAGCGAAACGCUUUGCCCUUACUUUGAAAGUCGCACCAACCACGAAAUGGAAAGAAUUCACAAAGGAUUUUACAGCUGCCUAAAGCCAGGAUACGAAAUAGGACUUCGAAACAAACUAAAAAGAAGCCAUAAAGGCUUGAACAUUUCUUCAAAUGAUUUUGAAGAAUUUGUAAAAAAUUUAACUGAAAGUUUGGCAAAUAAUAACUUUUUUGAAGAAGAAGCGAAAUUAAUCACAGAUCGUGCUCGCAGUUUUGAAAAAGAAAUUGUAAGUAUUCAUGAUGAAAAAUAA